AUGCAUUUCUCUGUGAGCACGCAGCUCACAGCAUCAUUCACUACUACAAGGACAGCUCCACCUCACAGGCGCAGGAUAACAACGCGAGGACUCAAGCGCGCCCAUGAGAAUGCUUCCAAAGCUUCCAAGAAAGACCGCACCAGUGUAGCCGUCAAAGCGCCGAAUUUGCAGGGCCGGUGUGCCACUCGUAAGCCUCCAAUUCCUGCUGCCACAACUAGCGGCAAGAGAAAGCGCAAGGUCAAGUGCUCCGCCUGUGGUGGGCCGCAUUACAAGAAGACAGGCUGCGCCGCUUCCGCCGCCAAGUCCCGCCCUCAGCCAGGCGCCGACAAGUAG
Messenger RNA from Kickxella alabastrina, 333 nucleotides. RefSeq lists its product as uncharacterized. Bases 1 to 333 code for a protein of 110 amino acids. The transcript is spliced from 2 exons. The record is from RefSeq and is a predicted model, not a curated record. NCBI's taxonomy places the organism in Eukaryota, Fungi, Kickxellomycota, Kickxellomycetes, Kickxellales, Kickxellaceae.